AUGGCUGAUCGGUUUGCAGAGCUAAAUGAAGGAGAAAUUGACAUAAUUCUGGAGGCUGCUGUCACCAGAAACACAAAAAAAUCCACCAAAUAUGGCAUGAAAAUAUUUAAUGAUUGGCUUUAUACCUGUCCCACUUAUUCUGGAGGUUAUUAUAUUACUGAAAUGUCUACAGCUGAGUUGAAUUCUUGUUUAAAGUUGUUUUAUACAUCAGCGAGGCAAAUUGACGGCUCGUACUAUAAGAAAUCAUCGAUGAAAAGCAUCCGUGCAGCCAUUGACAGGUUUUUGAAAAAUCCUCCAAACAACAAGCCAUUUUCCAUCAUUGGCGACCCAGCAUUCAAUGAAGCAAAUUCUAUGUUAGAUGCAUUCGUAAAAGACCUCAGGAAAACUGGGAAGAUUGCUGGUGUUGUCCACAAAAAAGCAAUUACGAAAGAUCAAAUCCAGUUGUUGUUUGACAUCGGUGAAUUAGGCCCAGCCGAUAGCGACGAUCCAUCACAAUUGCUUCGCACCGUUUGGUUUUAUCUUGGAAUUUACUUAGGACGUAGAGGACGAGAAAACCAGAGAAAUCUCAAACCCAACAUGCUGAUUUUAAGAGCAACAGCAGACGGCAAGUCGUAUUUGGAGCUCAAUAGAGAAGUUGCUGGUUCAAUUCCUUCGACAAAAAACCACCAAGGAGGCUUAACCGAUGUCGAGGACGAGUCCGAUGGGAAAAUAUUUGCCCAGCCAGAUUCAAAGUUCUGUCCUGUAGCCACAAUUCAGAAUUAUUUGACACACCUGAAUCCCAAUUGUGAUGCCCUUUUCCAGCGACCGAAUAAGAAAAAUGGCAUUAUUUGGUACUGCAAUUCGCCAGUCGGAGAGUCAACUUUAGGAAAAAUGCUUCUCAAUAUGACAUCCCGAGCAGGCAUCAAACCACCGUUAACCAACCACUGCAUACGAGCUACCUCCGUAACUGCCCUUGCCGAAGCUCAUAUCCAAACCCAUUAUAUUAAAUCAGUCACCGGCCAUAAAUCCGAUCAGUCCAUUGAAUCAUACAACAGUCGUCCUUCGAUAAACCAACAAGAAAUAAUGUCGAGCACGCUGGCCAACUACAUUCGACCAGAAACAGCUGCAUCUCAAUCUUCCUCGCAGUCAAAGUGUUUCCACAACGAUUCUAGCCUUCAAUCGCCGGUUCAAUUGAAAUCAGAUGGUGACAAUCAUACAAUAACAUUAAACAAGCAAACAACAAUCAUACCAAGCGGCCCCACGUUCAAUUUCCACAGCUGCAAUGUUCAAAUUUACAACUGA
Messenger RNA from Dendronephthya gigantea, 1281 nucleotides. RefSeq lists its product as uncharacterized. The transcript is spliced from 2 exons. The coding region runs from base 1 to 1281 and encodes 426 amino acids. NCBI's taxonomy places the organism in Eukaryota, Metazoa, Cnidaria, Anthozoa, Malacalcyonacea, Nephtheidae. Gene Ontology annotation, biological process: DNA recombination; DNA integration. The record is from RefSeq and is a predicted model, not a curated record. Gene Ontology annotation, molecular function: DNA binding.